This is a messenger RNA of Moneuplotes crassus, 898 nucleotides long. The record is from the annotation of a GenBank genome assembly. NCBI's taxonomy places the organism in Eukaryota, Ciliophora, Spirotrichea, Euplotida, Euplotidae.
UUCCGAGAGGAUGAGGGUUGUUGUGCAAGAUGGCCUUGUCUCCUAAGUCGACUGCUGAUGAGAGAGUCAGGGUGGUUCCGUUGUUGAACUUGUGGGCCCAGCUCACUCCGAAAAGUCCUGCUGAUGAAAUCUUAGCCUUCCAGCUUGAUCCGUCUCCGAGCGAGUGGGAGAAGCCUGCAGUUGCGCUUAAGUUCUUGUCAGCGUGAGAGUAUCCAACCUUAGUGGCGAUAGAGGUAUCAGCAUUGACAUCUUGCAAAGUGUACAGGGUCAAGUCUCCGAAUCUCUUUCCUUCUUCUCCCUCAGUCUUGACUCCCCAUGAGAGGUUGUCGCCGAUGCGGCCCAAGAAGCCCAAGGCGUAUCUGGUAAGAUUGGUUUUCUUAUAGUCCAAUGUGGAUUCUCCUCCGAACACAAAAUCUUUGUCUGGUUGUGGCUUGAAGGCGAAUUCGUGUUGAACGGUUCCGCUUCUUCCGUGAUCCCAAGUGGUUUUGGCUUCGAUGUUGUCUUGCUUGAAGGAUACUCCAGAAGUGAAGGCAUUGUGAUCGAAAGUCUUUCCGUUGGCAAGUGAGGCAUCAAGAUGAUAGCUCCAUCCCUUCAAGUUGUCGUUCUGGUGGCCGAGCUCAUAUUCAGUGUCAACAGUGAGCUUGCCUCCGGACUUGACCUUUCCUUCUUGGGUCAAACCGUGGUUGCUAUACUUGUACUUAAGCUCGAUGGCGUUCUUGCUUUGACCAUCUUCUCCUGGCUUAGACUGGUCGAGCUUGAAGGCGUACUCGGUGGACUUGUCUUGAGCCUUGGUCUUAAGCUUGACAAGGUAGUUUUUGUCGUAGACAUAUCCCUCAUCGAGGACAUCAGUCGAGAAUCUGAAGAAGUCGCCCCAGUUGGUAAAUUUGCUCAUUUAUAA